Messenger RNA from Ilex paraguariensis (yerba mate), 206 nucleotides. Lineage: Eukaryota; Viridiplantae; Streptophyta; Magnoliopsida; Aquifoliales; Aquifoliaceae. The record is from the annotation of a GenBank genome assembly.
UGGUAUCAUCAAUUGUCAAGAGUGGUUCUAAGACAGGAUACACAACAUUUUUAGUUAUUGGUCCAGAAUUUCUCAAGAAUGACAUUCGCAUUAAACCUGAUUUUGAUGCUCUUGGAGUUUUGGAUGAUACUGGGUGGUACUGCACCAGGGCAAUCUUAUGGGCUAAUGAAUAUGAACUGCCUAAAACAGCAACGACUUUGCCUUAG